Molecule: messenger RNA, 1350 nt
Organism: Uncinocarpus reesii 1704
Lineage: Eukaryota; Fungi; Ascomycota; Eurotiomycetes; Onygenales; Onygenaceae
Product: AP-2 complex subunit mu
Exons: 2
Coding region: 1-1350 (449 amino acids)
Biological process (GO): clathrin-dependent endocytosis; intracellular protein transport
Cellular component (GO): cytoplasmic vesicle; AP-2 adaptor complex
Molecular function (GO): clathrin-cargo adaptor activity
Source: RefSeq, a predicted model, not a curated record
AUGCUCUCCGGGAUCCUCAUAUUUAACCAAAAGGGCGAGAACUUGAUCUUCCGCGCCUUUCGGAAUGACUGCCGCCCCCGCCUAGCCGACAUCUUCCGCAUCCAAGUGAUAUCCAAUGCCCAAGUCCGGUCGCCCAUCUUGACGCUCGGCUCGACGACGUUCAGCCAUGUCAAGCACGAGAAUAUAUACUUGGUGGCGGUGACGAAGAGCAAUGCUAAUGCGGCGCUGGUGUUUGAGUUCCUUUACCGAUUGGUGCUGUUGGGUAAGGGGUAUUUCGGCAAGUUUGACGAGGAAGCCGUGAAGAACAAUUUCGUGCUGGUGUAUGAGUUGUUGGAUGAAAUUCUGGAUUUUGGGUACCCGCAAAACACGGAGACGGAUACGCUUAAAAUGUACAUCACCACCGAAGGCGUCAAGUCUUCCCUUACGAAAUCGCCCACGGAUUCCUCGCGCAUCACGAUGCAAGCUACCGGUGCGCUCUCAUGGCGUCGCUCGGACAUCAAGUAUCGCAAAAACGAGGCCUUUGUCGAUGUUAUCGAGGACGUCAACCUGCUCAUGUCUGCCACGGGCACCGUGCUCCGCGCGGACGUCAACGGCCAGAUUAUCAUGCGGGCUUACCUGACUGGGACACCGGAAUGUAAAUUCGGGCUAAACGAUCGGUUACUACUCGAUAAUGAUGACGGAGCAGGCGAUGGGCGCAGAGGACGCGCGAAACCUACGCGCGCGGCAGCGGGGGGUGUCACGCUUGAAGAUUGCCAGUUUCAUCAAUGUGUAAGGCUGGGACGAUUCGAUGCGGAUCGGAUAAUCUCCUUUGUGCCCCCCGACGGGGAGUUUGAGUUGAUGCGGUAUCGAGCCACGGAGAACGUCAAUCUGCCCUUCAAAGUUCAUCCCAUUGUGAGGGAAAUCGGGACUACCAAAGUUGAAUAUAGCAUUGCUAUAAAGGCGAAUUAUGGAACGAAGUUGUUUGCUACAAAUGUUAUUGUCCGCAUCCCCACACCGCUCAACACUGCCAAAGUGAGUGAGCGUACGACCCAAGGCCGCGCAAAGUAUGAGCCGGAGCAGAAUAAUAUCGUGUGGAAAAUCGCGAGGUUCUCCGGGCAGAGCGAAUAUGUGCUCACUGCGGAAGCGACACUGACCAGCACAACGUCGCAGAAAGCAUGGAGCCGCCCUCCUCUCAGUCUAGGGUUUAACCUGCUCAUGUUCACCAGUAGCGGUUUGCUGGUGAGGUAUUUGAAAGUAUUUGAGAAGAGCAACUAUAGCAGUGUGAAAUGGGUGAGAUAUAUGACGAGAGCGGGCAGUUACGAAAUAAGGUACGUGGCAUCCGCUUGCUUUGCAUCAUGCCUUUUUCUCUAG